This is a messenger RNA of Siniperca chuatsi (mandarin fish), 3251 nucleotides long. It is a transcript of the gene mak, whose product is annotated as male germ cell-associated kinase. Gene Ontology annotation, cellular component: cilium; nucleus; cytoplasm. Gene Ontology annotation, biological process: cilium assembly; intracellular signal transduction; protein phosphorylation. The coding region runs from base 478 to 2529 and encodes 683 amino acids. Gene Ontology annotation, molecular function: protein serine/threonine kinase activity; ATP binding. Lineage: Eukaryota; Metazoa; Chordata; Actinopteri; Centrarchiformes; Sinipercidae. The record is from RefSeq and is a predicted model, not a curated record. The transcript has 17 exons.
ACGCACACACGCGCGCUAGGUUUAGUUGCUACGUAUUUUUUUAUCUGAAGAAACGUCGUGCUAUUAGCAGGCCCAGACAACGGCCGAGGAAAGGAACUACACCCCUAAAUGGGCUGGCUGUGUCAUCUCCCUUGGGUGGUCAUGUUGGAGCCUCCUAUUGGAUUGCACGGUGUCGACUGUUGGCUGACCUACAUCACCAGGAUCCAUCCUUUCUAACGACGGAUGAGUUACUGCAAGAUGAGUUUUGAACUUCAAGACUUGGUGAGCACCACGACAUACUGGCCAUCUGAAAAUUCUUCUUCCUGUGAAAAGAACAAUUGAACUCUUCUGAAGAAGAGGCCGGUGAAACUACGAUAUUUCUUCAGCAGAAGAGGACAGGAAACAGGACGGACAUUUGAUCAAUGAAUCAACACUGUGCUUCUACAACUUGUUUUAUGAAUAAGGAAAGUUAACAGGCUGAUGAAACCGUCUUGAGAGAUGAUGAAUCGUUACACCACCCUGAAGCAGCUGGGUGAUGGCACCUACGGCAGCGUGCUGAUGGGGAGAAGCAACGAGUCUGGAGAACUGGUGGCUAUCAAGAGAAUGAAGAGGAAGUUUUAUUCGUGGGAAGAAUGUAUGAACCUAAGAGAGGUGAAGUCACUGAAGAAGCUGAACCAUGCGAAUGUGGUGAAACUGAAGGAGGUAAUCAGAGAGAACGAUCACCUCUACUUUGUCUUUGAGUAUAUGAAGGAGAACCUCUACCAGCUUAUGAAGGACAGAGAGAACAAGAUGUUCUCAGAGAAUGAAAUUAGGAACAUCAUGUUUCAGGUGCUAUCUGGGUUGGUUUUUGUACAUAAGCAUGGUUUCUUUCAUCGAGACAUGAAGCCAGAGAAUCUGCUGUGCAUGGGUCCAGAACUGAUCAAAAUAGCAGACUUUGGACUGGCCAGAGAGAUCCGCUCCAAACCUCCCUACACAGACUAUGUAUCAACCAGAUGGUACCGAGCUCCAGAGGUCCUGCUCAGGUCAUCUACCUACAGCUCCCCUAUUGACCUGUGGGCUGUGGGCUGCAUCAUGGCUGAACUCUACACUCUCAGACCUCUUUUCCCUGGGAACAGUGAAGUGGAUGAGAUCUUUAAGAUUUGCCAAGUCCUAGGCACCGUCAAAAAGACGGAUUGGCCAGAGGGCUACCAACUAGCUUCUGCCAUGAACUUUCGCUUCCCGCAAUGUGUGCCGACCCACCUGAAGACCCUCAUCCCUAAUGCCAGCAAUGAGGCUAUCGCCCUGAUGAAGGACAUGCUGCAGUGGGACCCCAAAAAAAGACCCACUGCUGUACAGGCCCUGCGUUAUCCGUACUUCCAGGUCGGCCAGAUCUUAGGGCCUCGUCCUCAGAGCCAGGAGGUCAAGAAGGUCCAGGCCAGGCCACUGGCCCAGAUGCAGGCCUCAGAGCCCAAGACUGAUCCUCAGCAGUCUUCCUCUGAUUCCAAAGCCUCCACGUCCUCCUCCAGAAACCAAGAGCAGCAGCACCAUCAGCCUCUUAAGCAGAUCCCCCUUCCACAAAGUGAGAGUAAACCAGGAGGCCACAGCCAUGCAAAACCAUUAUCGCUGGGCAGUGAGAACACUGCUGCUGGUGGUGGGAUGGGGGUGCUGAAGAGUGGCCGUCGUCGCUGGGGCCAGACGGUGGCCAAGACCUCAGAGAGCUGGGAGGAAUCUGACCCGUCAGAAACCGCCGUCUCCAACUCCAAGAAACCCAGCCUGGGGAACACAGAGGAGGAGAGGAUCCCUAAGGAGCACCGCCCACAGCCCAAGGAGCAGAAACCUCUGUAUUCCUUCAGCACAGUUACUAAGCUACCCAACAAUGUUAAGAUUGGCCAAAUGGACUCCAAUCUCCCAGGAUCUGCUGCACGGCAGCACUAUCUCAGCCAGUCACGAUACUUGCCAGGGUUGAUCGGCAAGAAUCAGACUUCUUCUGGAGAUAAGGAGCUGAGUGGUAUGACGCUGCGGGACCUGUGGGAUAACUCCUCAAACACUGUAAAUAAACCACUUGCUCCUAUUGGAGGAGGAUUAUCUGUCACCAGAGCCAACGCAGAAGAGAAUGCCUCUAAAUUUGUGGAUAGCCCACCAGAGAAAACGGUUGUUAAAGAAAGAAUACUGGAGAAAAUUGAUCUCUCCAAAGGGAACUUUGUAAGCACCAAAUACAACCUCUCUGGUGGUUAUAUGCCUUCAUUCCAAAAGAAAGAGGUGGGCUCAGUGGGACAGAGGAUCCAGCUUGCCCCUUUGGCUGGCCAGCACACAAUCAAUCUUUCUUCUUCUCCUGAUAAUAAAAAAGACAAAGCAAAAUCUGCAAAGCCCAAGCCCAUAUCCAACUCAUCUUUGAGUGAAACUAAUGAAGAUUACGAGGGCUGGAAAAGGAGGGCAGACAGGACUCAGAUGAAGGGGAGCAGCUAUUCAGCCCUGGGGAAGACCUCUGGGAAUCUCCUGACCAGAGCUCCCGCUAUACAGCCUGUCCACGGCAGGGUGGACUGGACAUCCAAAUAUGGUGGAAAUCGGUAGAUCAGAAAGAAGAUGGUACAGCUUGUAAUGCUUGUUGGACUGUGUUGCCUAGUGGUACACAUCUUUGGCUAAGGAUGUUGACCAUAAGCAGAGUUUUAACCACACUCACCAACUCAAACCUGGAGGAAAUUCUGUGUGUAAAAUUCUGUAUGUUCCCUGAAACAAAUCACAUCUUCAAAAAAUCCAAUACGGAAGUAGCUGGUAGAUGACGAAAUGUAACGUCACAAAAGAUGUACAUGACGCAUUCCACAUUCUUUGAGGAGAUAUUUUUCAUGCCACAAUGGCAUCAUUUUGUUUCCAGACAGCCUUAGAUGUGUAGGAUCUAACGGUAGAUGUGCAUGGAGUCUCUGUUGACGGUUGCCAUGAUGCUGAACCAAGACUAAUACUGUCUGCAAGACAAUCCCACUGUAUUCCUGAAGGAUCCAGUGUUAGCCAAUUCUACUGUUAGUGUUGGGAUAUUCUGAGUAGGAUUUAAAUGUAGCAUAGCUUUUCUUUUUUUAAUCUAGUUUUUAUUGUCAAGUAUUGUUUUUCUUAACAAUUCCUGCAACGCUUUAAUUGCUCUGCUUUUAGUCAGCAUAGGAAAAUCUUCUGGGUAAUAGGUAUUAAAAUGAUUGUCAACUUUUCCUGCAUACCACAAGACAACUGCACACCUCUUUGUAUUAUGCAAUGAAUUAACUGAACAUUUUGUAAACAUUUUAUACAAAUAAAUAUAUGAAAGUUCA